CCGGAGCGGCGGGCGGGCAGCGGCAGUCCCCUCGCCCCGCAGCCGUGAGCGCGCUCGCCUGCCCUCCGCCCGCCCGCCGCCGCCGCCGCCGCCGCCAUGCCCAACUUCGCCGGCACCUGGAAGAUGCGCAGCAGCGAGAACUUCGACGAGCUGCUCAAGGCGCUGGGUGUGAACGCCAUGCUGAGGAAGGUGGCUGUGGCUGCUGCGUCCAAGCCGCACGUGGAGAUCCGCCAGGACGGGGACCAGUUCUACAUCAAGACGUCCACCACGGUGCGCACCACUGAGAUCAACUUCAAGGUCGGAGAAGGCUUUGAGGAGGAGACUGUGGACGGACGCAAGUGUCGGAGUUUAGCCACUUGGGAGAAUGAGAACAAGAUUCAUUGCACACAAACUCUCCUGGAGGGGGACGGCCCCAAAACGUACUGGACACGUGAGCUGGCCAAUGACGAGCUCAUCCUGACCAAGCUUUUCUUGCAAAAACCAUUCUCCCCUGGACUAGAAAAGGGAAAUGCUGCUGUGGGUAACCAGAAAAUGGUACCCUUUGUUCCCUAUCAGGCAGCUGCUGGCAUCUCCCCAGAGACUGCCUGCUUGCCCCACCUUACUGAAUGUCACCGUGAAAUGUCGGGAGAGCAGAUGACAUUUGGCGCUGAUGAUGUGGUGUGCACAAGAAUUUAUGUCCGGGAGUGAAGGCAGCCAGCUUGCUCCUGCUUUGGGGGUGGGAUGCAUGUUCCCCCAAGGAAUGUCGCAGGUCUGAGCUGCCAGCGGACCUCCUCUUCCCCAUAUCAACAUUAGGUGAUCCCGUUUUCCCCAUGACAGUGUUAGAGUGUCUCCCCCAAGGCCUUGUGCCUCCUUGUCCCUGGUUCCAUAGUUUAGCAUCUGCAUGGUUUCAUCAGCUAUUAAACUGGUUGGACACA
Messenger RNA from Manis pentadactyla (Chinese pangolin), 914 nucleotides. RefSeq names its product cellular retinoic acid binding protein 1 (gene CRABP1). The transcript is spliced from 5 exons. Bases 97 to 687 code for a protein of 196 amino acids. Gene Ontology annotation, molecular function: fatty acid binding. Gene Ontology annotation, cellular component: nucleus; cytosol. The record is from RefSeq and is a predicted model, not a curated record. NCBI's taxonomy places the organism in Eukaryota, Metazoa, Chordata, Mammalia, Pholidota, Manidae. Gene Ontology annotation, biological process: fatty acid transport.